Molecule: messenger RNA, 906 nt
Organism: Melampsora larici-populina 98AG31
Lineage: Eukaryota; Fungi; Basidiomycota; Pucciniomycetes; Pucciniales; Melampsoraceae
Exons: 4
Coding region: 1-906 (301 amino acids)
Source: RefSeq, a predicted model, not a curated record
AUGAUUAGGCGCAUGAAAGAAAUGAAGAAACUCUUUCUGGAUAGUCAAACCAGGCUUAAUGAACUGUGCAUGGAUCCUACAUACACUAUAGAUUACUUCAAGGCCCAAUGGGACCGUCAACGCGAAUGCCAGCUUCAGGUGAUUGACAACAAAAGUAUUCAAGCUUUGACCGAGAGAUUGGCUCAUUUGGUGGAGCUAGAAGAGCAACUGAAAGAAUCCCACCUUGAAUUGAAGACACUGCGACGCAAGCGCCAUCGUCAAACUCAAGCAGAACGGCACAGCGUGACGACUCUUCCGGAGACAAUGGUUGUCCUGGAGGAAGAGAUUGACUCGGUAAUCGAAGAGCUUGGGGGAGACAAAUUCCGCAAUAUUCCCGGAGCAACCAGUCGAGUGGGCAAUCAUCUAAUUCGUGUGCGAGUGGCUAAAUCCAAAUUGUACGAAGCAAAGGUGGGGGUUUUAGAGGAGAUAAAACAAUCAAACCAACGUGCUGACCACGCACUUGACCGAGAUGUAAAUCGGUGGAUGAUGGAUUUGGUUUUGAGUAUUACGAGUGCUCGUCGGGAGGAUCAUUUGGUUGAGAGCAGGCAAGUUUUGGAAGCACUGCUUUGUAAUCUCAGUCGGAGUCACUGUCAUUUGUGGAUGUCAUGGAAUCAAGGUUUGUUGAAUGUACUUUCAGGGACAUCAGAAUAUACAAAUUUACCAAUUGAAGAGGAAACUGGGUUCAGAGAAAAGUGGAAUACAAUUAUUGAAAACAGCAAAGACAUAUGGGCAAGGAUUACAAAGGAGCCCGUGAUGAGAGCAGAAGGAAAUGAUCUCCUGGGAGACGGGGAAGAUGAUGAUAUUGACAAUCAGCUGGAUGAUAUGUAUAAUGAUGCUUUUCAAGUUGACAACAUGUUUGGGAAUUGA